GGAGGUCCUUACUCGUGUGUGCUGCGUGCCUGCAUUCAUAUGCACACAUCCAACCACGUUUUCGUCCAGUCGUUUACCGUGUGCAUUUGACUACACUGGGCAUAUCCUUGCAUUGCCGCAGAUCAGAGAGGAAUCAACUUCCGUAGACAGGAUCAUGGCCAUUCUGGGGAGAGCAGGCUGGAGGGUGGUGGGGUUCUGGCGCCCCCUGGGGGCCGUGUGUCGCACUAGCCCUCGCUGCUACAGCGUCCCCAGUGAGCACACCACAGAGAAGAGCGUCCCCUACACCAAGACCCUCAAGCAGGACGACGGUCUCCGUGGUCCCACCAAGGCCCUGCCCAGCUCGGCGGACGUCGUGGUGAUUGGAGGGGGCAGUCUGGGUUGCCAGACCCUCUACCACCUGUGCAAGAUGGGCUUGACCAAUGUGGUGCUGCUGGAGAGGGACAGGCUGACCGCGGGAACCACCUGGCAUACAGCAGGCCUGCUGUGGCAGUUGAGGCCCAGUGACACGGAGGUGGAGCUGCUGGCGCACACCCGGCAUGUGGUCAGCUCCGAGCUGCAGGCGGAGACGGGUCUGGACACAGGCUGGAUCCAGAAUGGCGGCCUCUUCAUUGCCUCCAACAAGCAGCGGCUGGACGAGUACAAGCGACUCAUGUCGUUGGGCAAGGUAUACGGUAUCGAAUCCUACGUGCUGUCGCCAGCGGAGACCAAAGAACUCUACCCUCUGAUGAACGUGCGGGACCUGUAUGGCACGCUGUACGUGCCCAAGGAUGGCACCAUGGACCCUGCGGGGACCUGUGCCACCCUGUCCCGGGCAGCCACUGCCCGUGGGGCCACGGUCGUAGAGAACUGCCCAGUAACUGGCAUCCAGGUGAAUCCUGAUCACAUGGGAGUGAGAAGAGUCAGGGCAGUGGAGACGGCCUUUGGGACCAUCCAGACUCCAUGCGUGGUCAACUGCGCAGGUGUGUGGGCCACCAAGCUGGGAGAGCUGGCAGGGGUAAAUGUGCCACUUGUUGCUAUGCACCAUGCCUACGUGGUCACAGAGAGGAUCGAAGGGAUCCAGAACAUGCCCAAUGUGAGAGACCAUGAUGCAUCUGUCUACCUCCGUCUCCAAGGUGACGCUCUGUCUGUGGGCGGCUAUGAGCAGAACCCAAUCUUCUGGGAUGUGGUGUCUGAUAAGUUUGCGUUCAGCCUCUUUGACUUGGACUGGAACAUCUUCAUGCAACACAUAGACGGAGCCAUUAACCGAGUGCCUGCCCUUGAGAAGACAGGCAUCAAAUCCACUGUCUGUGGACCAGAAUCGUUCACUGCAGACCAUAAGCCUCUGCUGGGAGAAGCUCCUGAAGUGAGAGGAUUUUACCUGGGAUGUGGCUUCAACAGUGCGGGUAUAUUUCUGGGGGGAGGCUGUGGAAAGGAGCUGGCCCACUGGAUCAUUCACGGCCGGCCAGAGAAGGACAUGUACGGUUACGAUAUCAGGAGGUUCCACCACUCCAUAACCAACAACAGUCGAUGGCUCAGGGAGCGCAGUCACGAGUCCUACGCAAAAAACUACUCCGUGGUGUUCCCCUUCGACGAGCCACUGGCCGGCCGCAACAUGAGGAAGGACCCGCUUUACCAGGUACUGCAGGAGCAGGGCUGUGUGUUCCAGGAGAGACAUGGAUGGGAAAGACCUGGGUGGUUUAACACCGACACCUCUGCACCGAUUCUAGACUACGAUUAUUACGGUGCUUAUGAAAUCACCAAAAACAAGGACUACAAAUAUAAUGAGCUUCUGGGCAAAGAGUACACCUUUGACUUCCCUCCACAUCAUGGCACGAUCAGGGACGAGUGUCUGGCCUGCAGAUGUUCUGUGGCGGUCUUUAAUAUGUCCUACUUUGGCAAGUUCUACCUCAUGGGCCCUGAUGCCAAGAAAGCUGCAGACUGGCUCUUCACAGCCGAUAUCAACAAAGCACCAGGUUCCACUGUGUACUCCUGCAUGCUGAAUAGGAGGGGCGGGACUGAGUCUGAUCUGACUGUCAGUAGGCUGCAGGCAGGCCCCACCCACCUCCCCCUGACUCCUGAAUGUAAUGGGGACACAUACUACUUGGCUGUAGGUGGCGCUGUGGCGCAGCACAACUGGAGUCACAUUCAGACAGUCCUCCAGGACCAGGGCUUCGACUGCACCAUGGCAGACCACUCGGAGGACAUGGGGAUGAUCAGCAUUCAGGGCCCCAGGAGCCGGGAGUUGCUGCAGGAGAUUGUAGAUGCAGAUCUGAGCAAUGAGGCUUUCCCCUUUUCCACACACAAAAUAAUAACAGCCGCUGGACACAAGGUGCGUGCCAUGCGCCUCUCCUUUGUGGGGGAGCUGGGCUGGGAGCUGCACAUCCCUAAAGAGUCCUGUGUGCCUGUCUACCAGGCCGUCAUGUCCGCUGGAGCCAAAUACGGUGUCCGCAACGCUGGUUACAGAGCCAUCGACUCACUCAGCAUCGAAAAAGGAUACAGGCAUUGGCAUGCUGACCUUCGUCCUGAUGACACGCCCCUGGAGGCGGGGCUUGCGUUCACCUGUAAGAUGAAGACGUCCAUCCCUUUUCUGGGUCGCGAAGCACUGGAAUCCCAGAAGGCCACGGGGUUGCAUCGACGGAUUGUCUGUUUCACCAUUGACGAGAGGGUUCCCAUGUUUGGCUUAGAAGCCAUCUACUGCAAUGGGGUUCCUGUUGGUCACCUGCGGCGUGCCGAGUUUGGCUACGCCAUCGAUAAGACCAUCGGCUACGGAUACAUCCGGAAGCCAGACGGAGGCGUGGUAACCCCGGAAUACAUCCGCAGUGGGGAGUUCAGCCUAGAGAGGAUGGGGGUGGUGUACAAGGCCCGUGCCCACCUGAAGUCACCCUUUGACCCCGACAACAAGCGUGUGAAGGGCAUCUACAGCACAGAAUAAAGACCUGCUGGCAUCCCGCGAUUCCUGCCGGCGUCCUGCGCUACCUGCAGGGCCUGGAUUUGAGUGGGCCAUUCAUACACGCUGGACAUCCUUCGAGAGCAGCUGUUCAACGACCCGGUCCCAGCAGGACACUGUCUCCUCCCAGCUAUGCUCCCGCUGAGUGCAGAGGUAGCAGGACGGCUGGGUCAGCCAGGAGAGAAUGUCACAACCUUUGUUCUGUUUGCUUUGGUUUGAUUUAAUUUGUUUCCUUAUUCAAAGUUUAGUGAAAAGUUAACAGUCUUAAAUCAUAAAUAAAAAUGUAAUGGUCUUAUCCUAAAUUGUCAUUAAAGGAAAUAACUACUACUAACAAUCCUCCAUCAACAAUGUAAAAUAUUAAAGCAAAUAUUUGUGGGAAUGAGUGUAAAAGAAGCAAGCUCUUAAGGCUUUGCUGGAGCUUUGAAAAGCUGGCAGAUACUUCUCUGCAGUAACUGCUACUUGUUCAUUAUGACUUAUUUUUGACGGAUGAUUUAUCGUGUAUUUGCAAAUGAAACACAUUUCAGGUUGAAAUAGUGCUCCAGUCAGACUUUGUACUUGUACUGUCUGAACUUGUAUUUUCAGUUUCAGCAACUGACUUUACCAGAGCAAAUUAUUUGGGAACUACAGUGUAACAUAGUGCACAACUAUAUUCCUCCUUGAUAAGAUACAAGUACUUUUUUUGUGAGGGGAUAUUCUUUUGAAGUGUCAGAUCCACAUGAAGAUUAUGUCUGGCUUGCCAGUGUGUGUUCCUGCUGCAUAUGAAGGGUUUAUGGCAGAACUCAUGUUGCUAGUCUUUACGGUUACCUGUGCACCAAUAGAAAUUAACACAGGGGUUCAGUCUUUUGCAAAAUGAUCCUGUCUGUUCAAGGAAAAAUUUGAGCUUCAGAUACCAGCCACACUGAUAAAUUCGUGUGAUCAUUUUAUUAACAUUAAAGUCUAAAGAUCUUGUGCCGAAAUGUCAGCAGUUUGCUCUUUUUUUAUGGUAAAAUACUCUAGUAGUGUUAUUUCCUUGUUUUAACAUGUCGGGUCUAGAACUCUUACUUGGUCUUACAAUGUUUUCUCUCAAUUUUAAGCUUGAUUUUUUUAGGAUUUUAAAAUCUAGUGUUUACUUUAAAAUAACCAAAG
Electrophorus electricus (electric eel) is the source of this 4051-nucleotide messenger RNA. The record is from RefSeq and is a predicted model, not a curated record. Lineage: Eukaryota; Metazoa; Chordata; Actinopteri; Gymnotiformes; Gymnotidae.